Camelina sativa (false flax) is the source of this 2094-nucleotide messenger RNA. The record is from RefSeq and is a predicted model, not a curated record. Lineage: Eukaryota; Viridiplantae; Streptophyta; Magnoliopsida; Brassicales; Brassicaceae.
AUGAGGAAACGGUUUGUGCCGGUUCAUUACCACAAAGAUCUCCACCAAAAACUCAGACACUUGCUUCAAGGAACCAAAUCUAUGGAGGACUAUUUCCAGGAAAUGGAAAGCUUAAUGAUAAAGGCGGAUGUAGAUGAAACCUUAGAAGCUACCAUGGCCAGAUUCCUUGCAGGCCUUAACCGGGACAUUCAGGACAAAAUGGAGCUUCAAGAAUAUGAAGGCUUGGAGGAAAUGUUGCACAAGGCGGUUCUAAUCGAACAACAAAACAAGAGGAAGGGUUUCUCUAAACCUUCCUUUGCUCCAAAAUCAAGUUAUCAAGAUAAAGGUAAGUCUCCAACCCCAUCAACUUCAGUUUUUAAGACUAAUGCUCCUGCUCGUUUUGAUAAAGGAAAGGCAGUCGAGACCAAUAAUUGGGCAAGGGAUAUUCGGUGUUUGAAAUGUCAAGGACUUGGACAUUAUGCCAACAAAUGUCCGAAUCAAAAGGUAAUGAUCCUUCUAGAUAACGAUGAAGUGGAGUCUGAGGACGAAAAAGAAAAAGAGGAAGAUCUCGGUCCAAUCUUUGACGAAGAGGAAGAACAAUUUGAAUAUCCAACUCAAGGGACACUUCUGGUCACUAGGAGAUCAUUGAGCGUUCAGCCUAAGUCCAAUGACCGAGAACAAAGGGAGAAUCUCUUUCACACUAGAUGUUUAGUUCAAGAUAAAGUUUGUUCUUUGAUCAUUGACGGUGGAAGCUGUACUAACGUUUCUAGUGAUUCUCUUGUUAGGAAACUUGGACUUGAGACCAGACCUCAUCCGCGACCCUUUAAACUGGAAUGGUUGAAUGAAAUGGGUGAACAAUACGUCAGGGAGCAAGUCACGGUUCCUCUUACCAUCGGCCGAUAUGAAGACGAGAUCCUGUGCAAUGUCCUUCCCAUGGAUGCAAGCCAUAUCCUUCUAGGACGACCUUGGCAGAAAAAGAUCACUUUGGUUCCUUUAACUCCAUUGGAGGUCCAUCAAGACCAGGUCCAGUUGAAGAAUAGCCGAGACAAAGAAAUUAAACCAGCAAAACCUGAGGUAUCUCCUAAGAACUCCAACUUCUUUGUCAAAGAAAGUCAAGAAUUCUUAGAUAUCUUUCCAAAAGAGAACCCUGACAGUUUGCCGCCAAUAAGAGGUAUAGAACACCAAAUUGAUUUCAUCCCAGGUGCGUCACUUCCAAACCGGUCGGCUUAUCGAACCAAUUCAUUGGAAACAAAGGGACUUCAAAAGCAGAUUGGAGAACUUCUUGAAAAAGGUUACAUCAGGGAGAGCCUAAGCUCAUUUUAUGUACCUGUUCUCCUUGUGCCUAAGAAGGAUGACUCUUGGCACAUGUGUGUUGAUUGUAGAGACAUCAACAACAUUACGGUAAAGUAUCAUCAUCCUAUUCCUAGGCCUUAUGAUAUGCUUGACGAACUGCAUGGUUCUUGUAUCUUUUCUAAGAUAGAUCUCAAAAGUGGAUAUCACCAAAUACUCAUGAAAGAGGGUGAUGAAUGGAAAACUGGUUUCAAAAUUAAGCAUGGGUUGUAUGAAUGGUUGGUUAUUCCUUUUGGGCUAACAAAUGCACCCAAUACUUUUAUGAGGUUAAUGAACCAUGUUUUGAGAAAAUUCAUUGGAAUCUUUGUUGUAGUUUACUUUGAUAAUAUCUUAGUCUAUAACAAGAAUCUGGAUGAACAUGAUCAGCAUCUAAAAGCGGUUCUAACAAUUCUUAGGGAGGAAAAGUUGUUUGCCAAUCUCAAGAAAUGCACUUUUUGUACGGAUAACCUUGUCUUUCUAGGUUUUGUUGUUAGUGCAGAUGGCAUUAAGGUUGAUGAGGAGAAAGUUAAAGCUAUAAGAGAUGUUGGAUUCAAAUGCGAGAUUAAAAGAAAGAUCAAUGACAGUGUCUACCAACUUGAUCUUCAAGAUGAUCCAGAUUUGAGGUUAAAUCCUUUUCAAAAAGAGGGGGAUGAUGUGAUCAUGGAUGGAGCUAAGGAGGAUGAACUAGUAGCUGACCUUGAACUUGAGGAAUAUGUAGCUGAGAUUGAACCAGAGGAGCUUGUUCCUGAGGAUGCUAUGCUUAUAGUUGGAGCAAAGAGAACAUGA